UCGAGAAAGUAACAUUCAAAGUAAACCAUAUCUUUUUUGGAAAAAUAGUAAUCUAAAUGGGUUUAGCAGAAAUAUUCUGAACAAGAAUUAGCAUGCAUUUUCUUGUUUAAAGGUCUCCUUUAUCCACCUUUAUAAAGCACAUAUCCUAGAAUUCUAAGCUGAUCUUGAAAGUCUUAAAACAUUGACAAAUCAGCUCACUAUCUUUAGUGAAGAUUCAACUUCAUAAAAUGUAUGCUUUUAAUACAUUAUCAUUGUUCUCUCAAAAUUCCAAGGUCUUUGCUGCUACAAAUCAAAGCAGAGAAUAGUUUCAGGUUAAGACGGCUGCAUUCUGCAUUGAAGAAGACGCAGUUAACUGGAAAGUAGACGCCGUACCAGUAUUUUCGAUAACUAGUGAAUUAGGCCACCGGUAAAUCUCGUACGGUUAUUGUUUUUAUUCCAUAAGGUCGUGAUCGCCACAAGCAUUGAUGCUUGUUGUAUCGAAGUUGAGCAUUAAAGGUAUAGGCAUGCAACCAAAAUCCCUACAAGAAAAGCCACUAAGAUUUGAUAUGGCAAAGUGUUGUUUAUCUUGGAACUAGGAUUUUGUUACCAACUCUGAAAAUAAUGCUGCAAAAAGUCAAACGCAAUGUCUUCACCACACACAGAAGACAGCCAAAAGAAGGCCAUAUUUGAGAUUCCGUCUUCAGAAGAAAGUUUCACACCCUCAGAAACAUCCGAAAAAUACGAAGAUGCUACGAAUAGUGAUCCCAAUGCAUCUAACAACGGAAAAAAGAAAAGAGAAGGUUCUCGAAAAAGAAGAUCAGGAAGUAAAACAGAAAAUUCCAAGAAAUCAUCUCCCGGUUCUUCGAAUACGAGCACAAGAAAUUCAGACUCGAAUGGAAACAUCCAGGACGACAAUAAAGUGAAUGAAAAAAUACAAACUGAUGCAGAAUAUCUAGAGCGGGUUCCUAGUGAACAUGGCGAUUAUCCCGCCGAACAAGCUUUGAUACCAAAGAGACAUGUCUUACUUUUAAUGAUAUUUCUUGGUUUUGUUAAUAUUUACGCGAUGCGUGUCAAUUUGAAUGUUGCGAUCGUUGCCAUGGUCAACAAUAAAACAGUCAUCUUGCCUACAGGGGAAGUGAAAAAAUAUCCUGCAGAGUUUCAUUGGAAUUCACGUGUUCAAGGCAUUGUCGUAGCUUCAUUUUACUACGGAUACUGGGUGUUACAAAUUCCUGGCGCGUGGAUUGCGAUGAGAAUUGGUGGCACAAAAAUAUUUGGCUACGGGGUCUUCCUCUCUGCAUUAUUGUCAAUACUCACUCCAGUAGCAACACGAUACAGCGUUUAUGCCCUGAUAACCAUACGAAUUCUUCAAGGUCUUUUUCUGGGAGUAACCUUUCCAAGCAAUCAUGCAAUUUGGGCAAAAUGGUCACCGGCAUUAGAACGAAGUACAUUGGUAACGAUGGCAAUCGCUGGAUGUCCAGUAGGAAACAUUUUGGCGAUUCCUAUAACUGGAAUGCUUGCAAAAUAUGGCUUUGAUGGAGGCUGGCCCUCGGUGUUCUACUGUUUUGGCAUUUUUGCACUUCUUUGGUAUGCUGCCUGGGAGUACAUGUCAUAUGAUUCACCUGCCAACCAUCCGACAAUAACAAAGGCAGAGAGGUUCUACAUCGAGAAUUCGAUUGGAGGAAACGCUUUUGAUCCGAUGAAAGAAAAGCCUCCUUGGAAAGAAAUAUUGACCUCAGUUCCGAUGUGGGGCAUCACUGUUGGGCACUUUGGGGCAUGCUGGGGCUAUUACACUCUCUUCACCCAAAUGCCUACUUACUUGAAGGAUAUUCAGCAUCUUGAUAUCAAGACGAUGGGCUUUGUCGCAGCAGUACCUUAUUUACUUAAAUCUUUUGUUGGGCCAAUCGGAGGUAUAUCAGCUGACAUACUGAUAAAGAGAAAACUCUUAACGGUUCGAGGGGUUAGAGCGUUGUUUUAUGGAGCAGGCUGCUUAUUGGCCGGCAGUUGUAUUUUGGCAACCGGUUACUGUGCUGCAAUGGAAGAUGCAAUAGCGUUCUUGAUACUUGGGAUUGGCUUCAGUGGUUUAAAUGCGACAGGUUAUGCUGUGAACCAUUUGGACAUUGCACCGAGAUACGCCGGCAUUUUGAUGGGACUCAGCAAUACCUUUGCGACGAUACCUGGCUUUCUCAGUCCGAUGCUUACAGGCAUGAUAGCAAAACACAAGAAAGCAUCAGAAUGGCGGGUGGUGUUCUGGAUUACAUUUAUAGUCUACGUAGUGGCAACUGGAUUGUACUCUAUAAUGUGCGCUGGGGAGCAGCAACCAUGGGCUGAUCCAGCCAGUGAGAACGCUGAAACAACUGCAUUGAGUGAGGAGCCAACGAGAUCACCAAACACGUCACAAAGGACUUCUACGACCUCACAAAACUCUAGAACAAAGUGAUUGUAGCAUUAGACGACACAUGGACACACUUUUAUGCUUUGGCUAUAAAUCUGGCAAUUUCAUCUCUGACAAACGGGCAUUAGCUCCUAUAGUUAAAAAGAAACAGUUACUUGAUACUAGUUUAAUUUUCGUAAGAAAUGUUCAUGCCUUUGACUUUUUUAGUUGUUUGAUAGGCCGAUUAGUUUUUUUUGGUUCGAAAGUUGUACACGACAUGUUUCAGUGACAUUUGACUGUCUAUCAUGUAACUCUUUUCCAUUAAUAAAAAACUUUAAGUAGGUUAAAUAUCGCCCUAGUUUAGUCUUCCACAUAUUCAGAGCCAAAGCUAAAUUGGCCAGAAUGAAAUGGGUAAACUGCAAAUAUGUUUUGCUUCACAUUUGGAAAAUGCCAAUACUAAAUGUAAGACAUAGCUUUUUCAUUCCUUCAUUACAAAACAAUUAACAUGAUGUUGAGAACCAAGCAAUACGUUGGUGUUAUAGUAUUAUUUUACAGCAGUCUGUUGUUGUUAGAAUAUAUUGAGAACUAUAAGAGAUUCAAGUUAAAAUCAAAUUAGUUAAUUCUGCUCUUUAAUGUGUUUUUAGCCAUACGUUUAAAAAAUAACAAGGUUCUCACGCAUAUUGGCAAUAAAAAACACUUGCUCAAACCUGAAUAUCGUCCGUGAAAAAUCUUUUGCAAAGUCAGAGAAAAGGGUACUUUUCACGCAACUCAGAAUAAGAGAUAUGCAAAGUCAAAAUAAGGGUACAGUUCUUAAUGUAAGGAAUACAAAUUAUAUACAUUUGACAAUAAAGUAAGCCGGCCGGGCAGUUUCCUGGCGAGAUACAGGAAUAUGCAAAUUUCAAAAUAAUUUCAUUUUACAUUCAUAGACGACGAUCGUAAAUUAGUGUUGUUAGUGAAGUAGCAAAUUAGCGUUCAGUUGUGGCUGAUGUUGGCCGCAUAUCGGUUUUGAAGUAAAUGUUUUUACACAAUAAUUUUUUAUAAAGCUUUUAAAACUUACAAGGUGUUUUUUGCCUUAUUGUGUAUCUUAGCAGGGACACUGCCCUGUGAUGGGAGAAACUUUUAAACGCACUUUCUAAUACUGCAGAGUCUUUUUAAAUAUUUAAAAAAAUAUCAAAGCAAAAUGGACACUUGAGAUCCUGAGAAAGGACAACUGCUCGAUACUUCAAUAGAGAACCAUCCAGUAUCUUCCCGAGCCAUUAGAAAACAAAUAUUAGACAAGGGAUACAGCCCCCCCCUACUUUUUGCAAAAAAUGCAAAAUAUUAAAAAAGAGCCACCAGUAAAGCCUUUUUUCAUUCUCUCUUAGUCCCCUGACCUUCUGUAGACCCCCGUCUUUUUCAUCGCUCCGCGGUGGCUGGAAACUGGUUUUGCAUAAUCCUCCAAGCAUUCAAAUUGUUUCUACUGAGGGGAUUGUUUCUUCAUUAUUUUGACCUGUAAUUAUGUUACUACUCGACAAGGUGGUAAAAAGGUUAAAUGACAAUGACGGUAAAACCAGUUUAAACAAACAGCUGGAAUAGCUUUGUGCAAGAGAACCAAGCUUUCAACUUUAGAUUAAAAUAACACUGUCUCAUGAAUAGAUAAAUUGUUAGGUUGCCUCAAAAAGGACAUAGAAAGAGAUAUUUCAAUGUUUUAUGAUAGGACAAUGGAGUACAAGAGUUUGAUGUAUUUGAUAAUGACGAGAAAGUGAUAAACCAUAAAGAAACCGUUAGCCCUCGAACUGGCAGCCCAUUUUUAAACCCGCCC
Messenger RNA from Rhopilema esculentum, 4151 nucleotides. Its product is annotated as putative transporter slc-17.2. The record is from RefSeq and is a predicted model, not a curated record. Gene Ontology annotation, molecular function: transmembrane transporter activity. Gene Ontology annotation, cellular component: membrane. Gene Ontology annotation, biological process: monoatomic anion transport; transmembrane transport. NCBI's taxonomy places the organism in Eukaryota, Metazoa, Cnidaria, Scyphozoa, Rhizostomeae, Rhizostomatidae.